AUGGCCCCCGUCCUCGGUGAUGUGGCGCACAACCGUAACUUCGAACGCCUUUGGCCACGCGUGCCACGCAUCGAGGUGAUACCAUCGCCUGGACAGGUCGGGGCAAGGUCUGGUCAAACAAAACAUCCCGUGCAGAUCAAGGUGUGUUGUAGAGGGACUAUCCCCCAAGUCCAGUACAGCCGCUCGCCCAAAUCUCCGAGUACCAACAAGGACAAACAUCAACGGGUUGACGAAGAUGACUCCUGCCUUCGGCCGAUUAGGAAACUUCCGACUUUUCUGUUGCAACAGAAACUUCCAGACAAAAGUGCUUCCUUCAUCCUUCCCGCCGCAGAAAUCGCACAUACUCCCGCAAUCAACAUGAUGCACCUCCCCGGUAUACCUUACAAGUAG
This is a messenger RNA of Colletotrichum lupini, 390 nucleotides long. RefSeq lists its product as uncharacterized. Bases 1 to 390 code for a protein of 129 amino acids. The record is from RefSeq and is a predicted model, not a curated record. The transcript has 3 exons. Lineage: Eukaryota; Fungi; Ascomycota; Sordariomycetes; Glomerellales; Glomerellaceae.